Messenger RNA from Dermatophagoides pteronyssinus (European house dust mite), 1226 nucleotides. RefSeq lists its product as uncharacterized. NCBI's taxonomy places the organism in Eukaryota, Metazoa, Arthropoda, Arachnida, Sarcoptiformes, Pyroglyphidae. Gene Ontology annotation, biological process: transcription initiation at mitochondrial promoter; rRNA methylation. Gene Ontology annotation, molecular function: rRNA (adenine-N6,N6-)-dimethyltransferase activity; mitochondrial transcription factor activity. Gene Ontology annotation, cellular component: mitochondrial matrix. The record is from RefSeq and is a predicted model, not a curated record.
AUAUUUGAUUCUCAAGAUGUUUCAAUUUUUUUCGUUCAUUAUUAUCAUGAAGCAAAGAUAAAAAUGAUUAGUAAAGCUAGGCUUAAUCAUUUGAAUGGCUCCAAUAUGCAACAAGAAUUGCUCAAAUCAUAUCUCCGUAAAACAUCUAAUCAAUUUAUUUGUCUAAAAAAUCAAAAAAUUGCAGAGAAAUUUUGCGAAAAAAUCGCUCAUGAAUUAGACUGUGAUAAUAGCAAAAAUUCUUAUUUAUUUGAAGCUUCACCGGGAUAUGGUAUUCUAACAGAAAAUUUAUUGAAACAUAGCAAAAGAAAAAUACGUGUGUUCGAGCAUGUUUCAAAACAUCGACCACAUCUGGAAGCACUUCAUCAGAAAUAUGGAAAUGAUAAAAUGGAAAUUAUCGACAAACAAAUAUUAGAUUUUGCAACUGGAAAUUAUAGAUUACUCGAUUUGGAACGUGAAGAUCUACUUCGAUUAUGUUUUGGUGGUUUGACGAAUAAUUGGUCACAUUCAACCGAUCGGCCACAACAAACGCAACCAUCAUUUCGACUAUUCACUGCUUUAUCGCCAUUUUUUGCUCGAGAAUUUCUUACCUAUCUAGUGUAUUCCAUUGUUCGUUUUGAAUCAUUCUUCGAGUCUGGACCCAAUGAAUUUUAUCUAUUCGUACCAAUAUCCAUAUAUAGAACGAUAGCAAGUAAACCAUCACGUAACCUUCACCUUUAUACUGCCUUCACUAUUCACAUGAAUACACUGUUUGAACGACAUGAAAUCGAUUUAUAUUCAUCAGAUUUGAAAAACGGUAUUGAUAAAGUUAAGAUUGAAAAUCGACAUCAUUCAAUCAUAUCUAGUACCAAUUUCGCCUAUACCAAUGAUCGUAAAUUUAAAUCAAAAGAAGCAUUCAUUUUGAUUAAACUUAAACCGAAGCCUUUUAUUAGUCAAAUGGAGGCUGAUUAUCUAAUCGAUUACAUUGUUUUUGUCAAACAAUCAUUCAUGAAACGUACAAACAAUGCCAUAAAAUAUUAUGAAAAACAUUUUCCUGGUUGUACGAUCGAUCUUAUUGGUCUUGGUAUUUCCUAUUAUAAAACCCUUGGUGAUUUAACUAGUGAUGAAAUGUUUCAGAUAUUUAGUCAUGUACAUAAACUGCCCCAUUUUUCGCAUUCAAUUUUUAAAAAUGAUCAUUAAUUCACCUAUUUGCACUGUAUCGUUUAUAACUACUCUUUUUGAGUCAACAU